AACAGAAAUCCAUUUCAUUCCCCCAAUACCAUUGAGAUCACCAUGAACGUAGCCAACCUCAGACCUUUCCCUACCCAUUUCGUUCUGCAAGAUUUGACUGCCAUUACGGGCCCCGUCUUCGAAUUGAAGAAAAAUCCUCGUCAACAAGAAGCCUACAAAUACGUCAAGCAGUGGUUCAAAAAUUUACAAGUCUAUCCCGAACCUAAAGAGCGACGCUUCUUGUCUCAUGCAUUCGACCUCUACGCCGGUCUCAGUUUCCCCGAUGCAGAUGUCCAACAUCUCGAGACAUGCAUAUCCUUUUUCCUGUGGGCAUUUUCCUUCGACGAUCUAUCUGAUGAAGGAGAGUAUCAGUCCAAACCAGAGCGUGUCCAAGUCGGCGUUGAUAUUUCCAUGGAGGUCUUGAACAAUCCUGAACUACCUGCACCCAAAUUCAAAUACGCUGCUAUGCUUCAUGAUAUCUGGAGGCGAUUCCGCUCCACAGCCAGUCCAGGUGCAUGCAAUAGGUUCAAGAAGGCCGUUGAGAGCUGGAUGAACUCUCAAGUUGAACAGGCAGGCAACAGGGCGUUUAGCACCGUCCCAUCUUCUGAAGAAUUUAUCAUUCUCCGUCGACGAACUAUCGGUGGAGAGAUCGUGGAAGCCAUGGUAGAAUAUUCCCUUGACAUUGUGGUCCCUGAGCAUGUGUGGGAUCAUCCUAUAUUGGUUGGAUUGUCGAAGGCUGCCAUAGACAUUAUGACAUGGCCAAAUGAUCUCUGUUCAUUUAACAAAGAGCAAUCGGACAAUGACUUCCAGAAUCUCGUCUUCUGUGUAAUGCUUGAGCGAGACGUUGGUCUGCAACAUGCGGUUGACAUCGUCACAGAGAUGUUAGCCGAUCGCGUCAAGGAAUAUGUCAAGCUCAAAGCUCAACUUCCCUCAUUCGGGGAGGAAGUGGACAGCGAGCUUAGGAGGUACUUCAUUGCACUCGAGCACUACGUUCAAGGGACCGUUGUGUGGUAUUAUGACUCGCCUCGAUACUUCCGAGGCAUGGAUGUGACCAACAAGAAAGCUAUGGUCAUACCCGUCUAUCCUCGUGCAGAAGAUGCGCCACUACCGUCCGUUAAGCCUGCUGAGGCCGAUCACAUGUCGCACAGGUCCUCUGGACAGAAAUAUGGAUCGAGCGUCUGGUAUCCUGACGCAUAUCGGACAGCGGCGUUUGCUGUGGGUCUCGGUGUGCUGUGCCGUUUAGGAUACACGAUUGCAGGCCCGUUGGCCCGAGUCCUUUUGACGCGAGGUUCUGUCUGAUUCCCGCCCAUAGAGCAUGCUCCUGUUUCGCUGUAUAGUAACGUUGUCUUGGGACUUAGAUCGCUAAACUUGUUCCAUUAUUAGAUCUCUCAUAGCUUUUUGGUUACUAUGAUGUAAAAUUCGCGCGACUUAGAGACUUAGACUACUGUUUAGGAUGCGGAAAUGCAUAUGUUUUAUUCGUCCCUUAGCGAAGGUUUCAUU
Messenger RNA from Somion occarium, 1479 nucleotides. The record is from the annotation of a GenBank genome assembly. NCBI's taxonomy places the organism in Eukaryota, Fungi, Basidiomycota, Agaricomycetes, Polyporales, Cerrenaceae.